Molecule: messenger RNA, 2401 nt
Organism: Myotis myotis
Lineage: Eukaryota; Metazoa; Chordata; Mammalia; Chiroptera; Vespertilionidae
Gene: CCT8L2
Product: chaperonin containing TCP1 subunit 8 like 2
Exons: 1
Coding region: 574-2220 (548 amino acids)
Biological process (GO): protein folding
Cellular component (GO): chaperonin-containing T-complex
Molecular function (GO): ATP binding; ATP-dependent protein folding chaperone
Source: RefSeq, a predicted model, not a curated record
AACCUGAAAGAUAAACAGACCAACAGACGCCCGAAGGCCCCCCGAUGAAUAGCACGGACGGAGAAGGCGGCCAAGGCGGCCAAGGCAGACAGGGAACAGCCUGGCUGGCGUCAGACAGCACAGCGGGGGCCACGGCUAAAGCAGUGGGUCGGUAUUUUCACCUGACUCCUUCCUCUUCGUCUCCAAAGUUUAAAUGAAACUGGGGCCUGGCGCAUAGGCCUGGCCCUCAUCACCGAACCACCAGGCCUGACUUCUGCCUGCCCCCAGCCCCUACAGACUCCGACCAUCCUGUGACCUCAUUCCCCGCUCCGGGUUCCACGUGCCACUCUGUGAGGUCAUCAAGAGAGGAUCCCUUUCAGCUUCCCACCCUCAGAGGCCCCAAGAGCCGGUUCCCUGACAGAUCCGUUUGGGGUGGUUUCAGGCUGGCGCUCUCAGCAGGUCACCGGCCCUGCGCCUGGAGGGCUGAUGUCUCCAGACAGCGGGUGAUGCGUCCUUUUGUCCACUGAUUCCUUGAGGAUCUUCAGAGGCCGGCGUUGGGAGGCCAGCAGCAGGGUGGGCCCCUCUCCGCAGGCCAUGGACGGCGGAGUCCCCUCGGUGCGGGAGCUGCCCCAGCGGCUGUGGCCGGGCCCGGGGGGCGGAGAGCAGCACCUCCUGCGGAGCCUGGCGGCGGCGCACGCCUUGGGCGGGAUCAUCCGGCCGUGCUACGGCCCCCUCGGCCUCCAGAAGCUCCUAGUGACCGCCAAGGGCGAGACGGUGAUCACGGGGUACGCCACGGCCAUCCUGGGGGCCCUGGAGCUGGAGCACCCCGCCGCCCGGCUCCUGCGGGACGCGGCGCUCAGCCACGCCCAGCACAGCGGCGACGGCGCGGCCUUCGUGGUGCUGCUGGCCGAGGCCCUGCUGGCCGAGGCCGAGCUCCUGCUGCGGGCCGGCCUGCCCCGCGCCCAGCUCCGCGAGGCCUACGCCGCGGCCACCGCCGAGACGCUGGAGCUGCUGCCCUCGCUGGCCGUGCGCUCGCUGGGGCCCCUGGAGGACCCGUUCUGGGUCCUGCACACGGCGAUGAACACGCACACGCUGUCCCACGCGGAGUUCCUGACCAGGCUGGUGGCGCAGGCGUGCUGGGAGGCCCAGGAGCAGGACGGCACCUUCCGCCCCGAGCGCCUGGGCGUGUGCGCGCUGCGGGGCGGGCAGCUGGACCGCUCGUGCCUGCUGCCCGGGCUGGCCGUGCCCGGCAAGUCCUGCGGGAAGGUGACCGCCGUGGUGGGCGGCGCCCGGGUGGCGCUCUUCGCCUGCUCCUUCGGCCUCGCGCAUCCCAAUGCGCCCGCCACUGCCACCAUCUCCAGCCCCGCCGAGCUCGCCCGCUUUCAGAUAGGGAACGAGCAGAUGACGGAGAAGCAGGUGCUGCAGCUGGCCACGGGGAACGUGAACGUGGCGGUGGUGUGGGGGGACGUCGAGGAGCGGGCGCUGGCGCAGGCGGACCGGAGCGGCAUCGUGGUGAUCCAGGUGAAGGCCCUGCGCGAGCUGGCGUGCCUGAGCGAGGUGCUGGGCACGCCCGUGAUGCCCUAUCUGCUCCCCCCGCUGCAGCUGGGGAAGUGCCAGCGCGUGUACCCGCAGGAGCUGGGGCAGGGCUCGGCCGUGGUGUUUGAGUGGGAGGGCUCCGACACCCCCGCCCUCACCCUGGUGCUCAGGGCGGCCACUAAGGAGGGGCUGCGCGGGGCGGAGCAGGCCGUCUACCACGGCAUCGACGCCUUCGCGCAGCUGUGCCAGGACCCCCGGCUGCUCCCGGGCGCCGGGGCCACCGAGAUGGCUCUGGCGAAAAUCCUCGCGGAUAAAGGCGCCGCGUUGGAAGGGCCCAGCGGGCCCGCGCUCCUGGCGUUUGCCCAGGCCCUGCGGUCUCUCCCCGCCACCCUGGCGGAGAACGCGGGCCUCGUCGUCUCCCAGGUGAUGGCAGACAUGACGGCCGCGCACCAGCAAGGGCACUUCCUGAUAGGAGUGGGGGUCGAGGGGAUCAUCAACGUGGCCCAGGAAGAGGUGUGGGACACCCUGGCGGCCAAGGCCCAAGCGCUGCGGGCCGUGGUGGACAUCGUGCUGCAGCUGGCCACUGUGGACGAAAUCGUGGUGGCCAAGACGAGUCCCCCGCUCCAGCAGGACCCGGGUCCCUGCCCCACGAAGGCCCAGGAGCACCCGUCUUCUCCCAAGACACCCGCACCCAUCACACGCUAAGAUCCCCCUUCCUCAUGCGGGAGGAGAGGAAGAAGGCCACAGUGGAGAUUGGAAAUGAGAGAUGCUGACGGAUUUCUGAGAGGCUCUGCUCACCGUCCACUGGUUUCUUGUGAUGAGAACUUUUAAGAUCUACUUUCUUAGCAAACUCCAAAUAUACAAUACAGUAUUGUAGACUACCAUC